Aspergillus uvarum CBS 121591 is the source of this 1386-nucleotide messenger RNA. Its product is annotated as putative Ras family GTPase (Rab4b). The record is from RefSeq and is a predicted model, not a curated record. Bases 16 to 960 code for a protein of 314 amino acids. Lineage: Eukaryota; Fungi; Ascomycota; Eurotiomycetes; Eurotiales; Aspergillaceae. Gene Ontology annotation, molecular function: GTP binding; GTPase activity. Gene Ontology annotation, cellular component: endosome. Gene Ontology annotation, biological process: regulation of endocytosis. The transcript has 3 exons.
CAGGAACUGGAGAGUAUGUACGAUUAUUUGGCUAAGGUAAUCCUUCUUGGGCCAAGCGGGGCUGGAAAGUCCUGUGUGUUACAUCGCUUUGUGAAGAAUGAAUGGAGAGUGCUGUCUUCGCAAACGAUCGGGGUGGAAUUCUCCUCCCGGAUAGUCAAAUUAGGCACCGGCUCCCGGCGAACAAGAAUCAAAUUCCAGCUAUGGGAUACGGCUGGAACGGAGAGGUUUCGAUCUGUCUCCAGAUCCUACUACCGAGGGGCUGCGGGGGCCAUCCUCAUUUAUGAUGUAUCCUCCCAGGCCUCAUUCACGUCCCUUCCGACAUUCCUAAUGGAUGCGCGUGCUCUCGCUUCUCCCAAUCUCACAGUCCUGCUCGCGGGGAACAAAGCAGAUCUUACCUCGGAUGCCAUGCAACAUAACUACAGCUUCGAUGAUAGCUCCCGGCCGCCUCCUACACCGUCUAGCACGUCCAGCAAGCAUUCUUCUUUCUUCCCAGACUCUACCGGCGGGUCUGUUCGUUCUACAGUGUUAUAUGAAGCAGGAACAAGGUUAACAGCGACAAACACUUUGCACGGUCGCGAAGUCAGCACUGAAAACGUGUCACGCUGGGCAGCCAAAUCCGGUAUCCCGGUAGCCGUCGAAAUUUCAGCCCUAACUGGCGAGGGUGUGGAAGAGUUGUUCAACCGGCUGGCCCGGAUAAUUCUCACAAAGAUUGAAUUAGGAGAGAUCGAUCCUGACGAUCCACAAAGUGGAAUCCAAUACGGGGAUGGUGGCUAUGGUCCCAGCGCCAGUGAUGGAUCUAGUAUUCGGAGUCGAACAACGCUCGAUGAUGGUUCUGUCCAGAUGCGUCGUCGGUACAACAGAGCCGAAGCCGAGAAUGGCCGAAGAGGUGGUUUGAGAGAAUGGGAAGAUGUGUUUAGGUUGAGCGACUCUCAUCGGAGGAAAGAUGGUAGAUGUUGCUGACCUGCUGCCUAUUAUCGUUGCGACUGUGCAGCUCGGAGCUCGAAUACAGUCUUCCUCAUUUGAUAUCACUAUAACGGAGAGUGGGCUGACACCGAUCGUACCCCUCGGUCACCGUCCAUUUUGUGAAAUCUCUGGAAAUAACAAUUGACUAGCUUGUGUCUCUGUCUCGUUCGGAAAAUAGUCUGAUCUCGCUCGGAACUUCUCUUUCCCAAUUCAAUCAGCACGAUACCCUAAUUGCAUUCUCUGGCUGUUCUUCGCAAACUAAACGACCCUGUGAUUAAAUGUCCUGUACUGAGUUGUCUUCCUGGCGUUCUUUGGCUUCAAACCCUAGCUCAAUCUUCAUUCAUUUUCUACAAUGCAAAUAACAUCUUGGUGGCCCACACCCGUUGCUACUUACCUCAAAAGCGACUGAACUUGAGUCUUAUG